UGGACUAACCUUACCGUGUGAUGGAGUCAUGAGUGAUCAAAAUCCAUUACACUCUCCUUUUGGCUCAGAUAGAAGCAAACAUUGUUUUCAACAACCCCCAAGUAAGAAUAGAUGUACAUGAAGUAGUAGUAGAUGAGCCAAAAAGGCAAAAACAUGUUCACUUAAUCUCUAUUCUAAAUUUGUACUACCUCGGUUCUUCUUUAAGAGCUUGGCAACAACAAAUAUGAAGCUUCCGGAAAAGUGAAGAACUGACCCCAGUUUUUCUCAUGAAGAAUAAUAAUAAUAACUCUAGUUGCUCCAUGAAACUGGGCUCAUUUCUAAGCCCAGAUAUGCAAAAUCAUAGUGAAAGAAGCAUUGGGAGCCGAAAGGGAUGGAAUUCAGAGAGAGUAGUGUUGAAUCAAACAAGCAAAAUCAGAAGGCAUUCUGGUUUGACAUCAUUCAACAGUGGAAGAAGAACAAUGCCUUCUAAAUAGGAUGAUGCUGAGAGAUGGAUUUGUAGCCCAAUUUCAGGCUAUGGCAGCAGCAGCAGCAACAACAGAAACCCAUAUUCACGAUCACAACUUCAAAGGCGUCCAAAAUCAAAGAGUGGUCCAAUUAUGCCUCCAGGAACAUCAUCAUCAUCCUACUACUCGAACUAUUCACCUACAAUUCCACUGUGCCAAGGCUUGCUUGUGAGGAACUUGAUGGUUGGUUCACCUUUCACAACAGGAGUCUUGGCACCAGAUGCUUUCUCUCUUCAUCAUUUUGAUGCGCAUGACAAUUAUUUUGGUCACGGUUUUGACAUCGGCAAUGUUAUGCAACAAUGUUCUACUGGUGCGGUGCUCAAUGACAAUAAUGGUGUUCUGGCUCCCAUGUGGAAUCAAUUGUUAUGUGACCCAUUUUCGCCUAAUUCUCAAGAUGAGAACCCUAAGAAUGAGGAGACCCCCAUAAUGUCACCUUUCUCAAGACGUGACCAGGGUACCCAGAUGAGCCCUCCAGAGAGUGAGUCCGAUGCGAAUUCAUCGUCGAUAUCAGCCAUGGAUCAGAAAAAUGGACAUCCUGGUAAAUUAGAGGUUAGAGAUGUUGAGGUUGAUAGUGAGGCCACUGUUAUUAGAUGGCCUAAAGGUCAUGCAACAAAGCUCACCUCCUUUCAAGAAAGUAAUAGUGAAAUUCAAACUUCAUGUUCAGAUAUUGCAAAGUCCACCAUGGACAUAACCAAGAUUCAGAAAGAGGAAGCCAAAAUCGUUGCAUGGGAAAGCCAACAGAAGGCAAAGGCUGAAGCAACACUCGAGGUUUCAUUUCAGUUCAUCAAAAUCUGUUGCUUUGAAGUUGAACUUUCUCAUAUGGAGUGUGUCCUUAGUUCAACACAAUAUAUAUAUACACAUAUAUAUUAUGAUAAGAUCAAUGAAACUGGAAAAGAAGAGAUCGUCAUCAAUGGAUAAGAUUAUAAACAAGCUGAGAAGGGCGCAGAUGAAAGCUGAAAAGAUGAGAAGUUCAAUAGCAAUGCCUCAAAACAAGAACAAGGACAACAAGGCAAGCAGAAUUCCAAGCCUCUCAAGGUUUUUUCAUUACCAAAUUAUAUUCGGUUAUGGUCUCCAAGCAGAUGCUUUAGCACUUAUGAUCACUUAUUCACCCCAUAUAUGCAUAUCAAAAAUACUACAUGCACAAAAAAACCACUAAAUUAGUCAUUAUGUGUGUGUAUAAAUACAUUAUUAGGUUAUUUUUAAGGUAUAUUUUGUAUUACAACACACAUUCUUUAUGGGUGACUGAUUUUUUGUA
This is a messenger RNA of Arachis stenosperma, 1758 nucleotides long. RefSeq lists its product as uncharacterized. Bases 597 to 1421 code for a protein of 274 amino acids. The record is from RefSeq and is a predicted model, not a curated record. The transcript is spliced from 4 exons. Lineage: Eukaryota; Viridiplantae; Streptophyta; Magnoliopsida; Fabales; Fabaceae.